GUUAGGUUAUCAUUUAUUUACAACGUUAACUAUAGAAAAAGUUGUAAUUUAUCUGUGACGACAAUAAUAGCCAGUUAUUUAUACUAACAACGUUGCAUACACUUAAACAAUACACUGACCAAUAAUAGUACUAGAACAAUUAACAAUGAAAUAAGAUGUUAUUACGUCUUAUAAUCUGGUCAUCAAUCGUCCUUAUUGGAAACUGCCAACAGACUGAAACUGUACCACUGAGCUGCCUUAAAACCAAUGAGUGUUUUUACAAACCAGGUGAUGAUCAUUGUCCAUCAAUAAACGAACCGCGUUGCAGAAAACUGAAUUGCACUGGAGCAGUAUUGUGUUGUGAUGUGACCAAUUUUCAGAUGGUCGAAGGAGUGGGUAUUUCUAAAAACAAUCUCACUUCUGUCACUGCUUUGCACAUUCGAAACGCCACUUUGGAUGCACUGAAUCUGACCUCGAGCUUAUGGAGAGGUUUAGAAUUCUUGUCGAUUACAGAUGGACAGAUUAAAACUGUAGUAGGAGAGUUUGGAAAACACACACACAUUUCUUGUUUGAACCUCUCCUCUAAUGGAAUCAAUGAGUUUAUAGGCAGGCCUUUGUCUAAUUUAUACAAAUUAAAAUUUUUGGACUUGUCGCAGAAUAAUCUGACUGAAAUUCCACUGUUUAAAAUGGAAGGAAAUGUUACUCUGGAUAUUUCAGGAAUUCCAUACAUGGAAUGCAGCAAGAUAUCAAAAGCCUUAGAACGAAACCAAUUGGAUUUUGUCAAUGGUAACAAAACAUUCUGUCAGACCUCAAAACACUAUGAGUGGUUCAAGUCUGUUGAAAAUCUUACCCUUGCAACGUGCAUCGAAAAUCACAAAGUGUCGAAAAUGUGCAUUGCAAAUUGUACUUGCAAUCCCUUAAGAAUGGAUAUCUUGCCUGGCAAACCUGCUUCCAUUUCUGUCGCAGUUAAUUGUUCAGGCAAACAGUUCCUUUCGCUUCCGACUCCUUUGCCCGCAAACACAAUUUCUUUGGACGUCUCAAAUAACAACAUAACAUCGUUGAAGGAAAUAAGCCACCCCUCCUACCAGCAUCUUCGAAAGUUUUACGCGGACAACAAUCAAAUUCGAUCGAUUCAACCUUUGGAGGGUGCGAAUCUUGGUUUGAGGCUUCUAAGUUUGCGUAACAACUGUAUCAGAACUUUGGAAACCUAUGUCCUUGACAACUUGGAACCAGAUCGUCAACCCUCACAUUCUGUCUAUUUGAGCGGUAACAAUUUGUACUGCGACUGUAACACUGCCAAAGACCUAACAGUGUGGCUUUUGACGAAAAAAUCUUACGUGGUGGACGACGACGAUAUACUAUGUGAUAACUUAAACAACGUAAGGGUAAAGGAACUGAACUCCGCGAAAUUAUGCAUCAACGACGAAAAAGAUUGGACCGACUAUAUCUAUUAUAUAAUUACAGCCGAAGUAGCGAUGCUUGUCGGUCUUAUUGCUAAAGUUUCGUAUGAUUAUUGGGUGUUCAAAACUGCCGGCUAUUUACCUUGGCCUGCCAGCAAAAUGCCCAAGUUGCCAUGUGACUGGCUUUGUGAGUGAAGUGUUAAGGCAUAAUUUUUAAAUCCGUUGUAUAUUUAGCAAUUUUUGUUGUACAGUAAUAUUUUAUUUGAUUUUUACGAAUAUUGUUAAUUGUAAAAUGGAUUUUAAAAUUUUGCCGUUCUCUAAUAUAAAUGUCUGCUAAUAAAGGCUUCCAUUUUUGAGGUUGUGAAUAGCUAAUAGAAUGUAAUAUUCUAAAACAUAAAACAAAUUUUGCAAUUUAUUAGUAUAGUUUAAGAAUUAUACCAACUAUGGCUGGUAAAAUUAAAAUUGGAAGCCAUAUUGUUAUUAAUCGCUCUCAUUAUGCAACGAAAAGUCUGAUUGUACAAAUUUUAAUGUAUAUCUUCAUCUACUUCUUGCCUAAACUUUUCGAAAUUCUAGAGUUCAAUUUUGGUAGUUGGUUCAGGUUCCAACUGAAAUAUUAUCCUUGAUGCUAUGUAUUUUUAUUUGCUCAUUAUUAUUAGGUUGUGUGUUGAAGUGAAUAAGACAAGAUUUAAUAUUACAAAGUGCCUUACUUUUCAAACUUAGUGCCUAAAUGUUUACACACAAGUUAUAUUUUCUAGUCCAAUUAUUUCAAGUAAAUCUUGUCAUAUUCUCUUGUUAGUCAUAUUAUUGUUAAAGAAUUAAGCAACUAUAAUAUAUUUUAUAUAAUACAAAACAUUUUAAAUUUAUAAAUAUAUUCGAUUAACGAUUACAAUGUACAACAUGUCAUUGAAUUAUUCUAAACUAAGACAUAUUUUUUAUGUAUAUUGUGAUAUCAGUGUAAUAAAUAAAUAUACAAUACUA
Messenger RNA from Aethina tumida (small hive beetle), 2357 nucleotides. RefSeq names its product protein halfway-like. The transcript is spliced from 7 exons. The coding region runs from base 156 to 1574 and encodes 472 amino acids. Lineage: Eukaryota; Metazoa; Arthropoda; Insecta; Coleoptera; Nitidulidae. Gene Ontology annotation, molecular function: protein binding. The record is from RefSeq and is a predicted model, not a curated record.